Daldinia vernicosa is the source of this 1058-nucleotide messenger RNA. RefSeq names its product 60S ribosomal protein L9. The record is from RefSeq and is a predicted model, not a curated record. Lineage: Eukaryota; Fungi; Ascomycota; Sordariomycetes; Xylariales; Hypoxylaceae. Gene Ontology annotation, molecular function: structural constituent of ribosome; rRNA binding. The coding region runs from base 154 to 735 and encodes 193 amino acids. Gene Ontology annotation, biological process: cytoplasmic translation. Gene Ontology annotation, cellular component: cytosolic large ribosomal subunit; ribosome. The transcript is spliced from 6 exons.
CCCAAUCUAAGCUUAGCGACUGGCCGCACAACGAAUUUCCUCAAUUGAUUGAAUUUUUGACUUUGGCUCUGGAGACUUUUUUCCCCGUUCCAAGACGACAUCACAUUCAGGUCCAUUUCUCCCCCCCGCUAUACCCUCACCUGAACCGUCAAGAUGCGAUACAUCCACAGCGUCGAGACCUUGGAGAUUCCCGAGGGAGUCAAGGUCACAAUCAAGUCCCGCAACGUCACAGUCGAGGGCCCCCGAGGCAAGCUUUCCAAGGACCUGAGCCACAUCGCGGUUAACUUCUCGCGACCGAAGAAGAAUGUUAUUGGCAUUGAGAUUCACCACGGCUCGCGAAAGGAUGUCGCCACGCUCCGAACCGUCCGAACCCUGAUCAACAACCUGGUCAUCGGCGUCACCAAGGGCUUCAAGUACAAGAUGCGUUACGUCUACGCCCAUUUCCCCAUCAACGUCAACGUCGAGAAGAACAGCGAGACUGGCAACUUCGAGGUCGAGAUCCGAAACUUCAUCGGUGAGAAGCUCGUCCGAAGAGUCGUCAUGCAGCCCGGUGUCGAUGUCGAAAUCUCCACAGCCCAGAAGGACGAGCUGCUCCUCCUAGGCAACUCCCUCGAGGAUGUUUCCCAGAGCGCCGCCGACAUCCAACAGAUCUGCCGAGUCCGAAACAAGGAUAUCCGAAAGUUCUUGGACGGCAUGUACGUAUCCGAGAAGGGCAACAUCGCGGAAGAGGUCUAAACGGGCGGACAUGACGGGACACAAAUGGUUUCUUUGCUUUUAGGGUCUCAAUACGGAGUCGCCGGGGUUCAUCUGCAUCUCACGUAGCAAAAUAGCUGCGAAAAAAUGGAACCGAAAACUGAGCAACUGUGUUUCUGAACUUUGAACACUUUACGAUGAUGUGAAUUGUGAGGUAAUGCGUUUAUGAUGAUAUUCGCUUCAGGGACUAGCGGUUUUCAUACGACGAGGUGCGGAUUUGAGAUAAUCCUUACUGAGCUAUCCGUGACGACCCAUGAGAACUUGGGAGCAUCUAGAAAUUAAACUAUCAUAUGAUUAUUGUGCAA